AUGUUCUCUUACACAUUGCAAGUAAACAUCCGUGAUAGUUUAGUGGCUAGAAUUACCGUUUGUCGCAUGGUAGACCGGGGUUCAAUUCCCCGUCGCGGAGCAUUUCUUUCUAGCGCAAAUGGUUUAGUGGUAAAAUCCAACGUUGCCAUCGUUGGGCCCCCGGUUCGAUUCCGGGUUUGCGCAUUUUUUUACUAUAAUUAUUGUAGUAUGUAUGUAUAA
Debaryomyces tyrocola is the source of this 219-nucleotide messenger RNA. The record is from the annotation of a GenBank genome assembly. NCBI's taxonomy places the organism in Eukaryota, Fungi, Ascomycota, Pichiomycetes, Serinales, Debaryomycetaceae.